This is a messenger RNA of Symbiodinium necroappetens, 3194 nucleotides long. The record is from the annotation of a GenBank genome assembly. Lineage: Eukaryota; Dinophyceae; Suessiales; Symbiodiniaceae.
AUGGCUUUAUUUCCAGCAAGCCACGUCGUUGUGGUGGGCGGUGGGCUGGCCGGAAUGGUGGUUGCCAACCAGGUGUUGGAGCGAGGAGGUCGAGUCUUGGUUCUUGACAAGGCUCCCUUUUGCGGUGGCAACUCAGCCAAAGCCACCGCCGGCAUCAGUUUUCCAGCAUCUCAGGAGGAUGCUAUGUCUACUUUCCGGAAUGACAUCAGAGUUGCUGGAGGGAGUGAGACACCCCUGGCGGAAGUCUUGGGUCGAAAUGGCUUGCCCAACAAGAGUUGGCUGGUUGACAAAUUCGACUUAAAUCUGGCAAUGAUCGCGAAACAUGCAGGGCACUCCCAUCCACGGACCCUCAGGACUGGGGAUGGCAUGCCCGGUAUGACGAUCACCUAUGCCCUGAUCCAGCGUGUCGAGAAGGUUGCUGAGGUGUCUGAUAGAGCUCGAAUCAUCACCAAAGCUGAAGUCUCCAGACUCCUCAGUCGGGCAGGAAGUGUAGUCGGCUGCGAGUACCAGAAAUUUGGGAGAAGCAGCAAGGAGUACGGUCCCGUCAUCCUCUGCACUGGUGGCUUUGCAGCAGGUGUUGGACCUGGAUCUGUGCUGGCAAAGUACCGGCCCGACUUGGUCAACCUGCCAACGGCCAGCGCGGAGCAUUGCACAGGAGACGGGCUGAAGCUUGGUGAAGAUGUCGGUGCCAAGACUCUCGACCUGGAGUGGGUGCAACUCCAUCCGACAGGGCUGAUACACUUGGACGAACCAGAGGCGCCUCGCAAGGCGAUUGCGGGAGAGAUCUUCCGUGCGGCGGGCGCGCUGCUGCUGGAUGCGUGUGGGGAGCGCUUCUGCAACGAGCUGGGGCCGGCAGACCACAUCCUAGAAGAGAUGUCCAAGAGGCCAGGCCGAGCCCCAUUUUGGCUCUGCCUGAACACGGCUGCGUCCCGAGAGCUGCAACGUCAAUGCCGGGCAUUCACUCGGCGGCGGCUCAUGAAGUGCUACGCGUCCGGGAAAGAACUCGCACAGGAGAUGAGGAUACCUCUGCAGAAGCUCGUGGAGGUGCACGAUGCCCAUGCUGAAGCAUUCCGCCGCACACUGAGGGACGCCGGGGAGGGCGAAACCGAGAAGGGAGCAAAUGGGACGGGUCCGUUUCAAGGGCCUUGGAGGAGUUUCGACGGGAGGCGCUCCUACGACGAGGUUUCCGGGAAGCUGGGAUUUGGGAAGUGUGACUUUCGGAAUGUUUUGGUUGGCUCCAGGGUAGCAGAUGAGACCUUCCAUGCUGCGCAAGUCACUCCGGUGAUCUUGUACUGUGCUGGGGGUCUUGGAAUCUCUGUCCAGGGAGAGGUGCUGAAACAAGAUGGGUCAGCAAUCCCCGGUCUCUUUGCUGCUGGGGAAUGUACAGGUGGUGUUCAUGGAAGGCUGGCACUGCCAGGAAAUUCUUUGCUGGAUUGCCUUGUGUUUGGAAGAGUGGCUGCGAAGUCAGCUUGCAAAUACAUAUUCGGCGAGGAUGAUGAGUUUCGCCAUCUCUUGCUUGGGAGAUCCUUGGAGUACAAGCGCGCGCUGUUUCAGAGGCGGAGUGGUUCAGCUCUGCUUAGUACAAGCCUGGCAUUCUGGGUUUUGGAUGAUGCCGUGCCGCGGCAGUCGUUGGCCUUCCUCCUGGGGAGGGGAGCAGGCACAGCAGGGCCCAGGCUGGCUGGCUGCGUGAGCCUGCAGGCCUGGAACGACGACUCGCCGCCUCCUCCGCCCCCGCGGCCGCCGCUCCUUGACUUUGUGGAGUCACGUGUUCUCGGCCACUUCACGGCCGUUCGGCUCAAGUUUCCGGCAGCCCCAUUUCCGUUUCAUGCUGCCAUGUUCUUGAGUUGUCCCUGCACUUUGCUGCAGGAAGAUGACCUCCGUGACGAGAGCCUUCGCGGCGCCGACCCGACUGACGAGAUUCUCGACGAUACUGCCACGAACAACCUGAAGCAUGUGUCCUUCAAGGACGACAGCAGUCGGCCCACAUCGUGCACGAGAACUCUACCAUCCGAUCGGGGUACUUCCUUGAGCGGCAGCAACUCGAAGAAGGGCGUACCGCUGACGACUUUUGUUCUAGAAGCGCGCAAGAGGAAGAUGCUGCAAGCAAGGAUCAAGUUGUUAUCCUUCCUUGGCAAAAACGGCUUCAAGACCCACGAUGUGAAUGCAAAGAAGAGUGGAGUUUUCGGCUUUUCCCGUACUUAUCCGUUGCACGAGGCUGCAAAGCAGGAUCAUGCUUCGAUGGUGCGUCUGCUGUUGCUUUUCGGAGCUGAUUCAGCCAAGAAGGACAGCUCAGGCCGUACAGCCUACGACUACGUCAAGACCAAGCCUCCCAGUGAUGAGGUGCGCCGGAUUCUGGAGAAGGACAACAUGUGGCAGCGGCAGUCUGCAUGGCACAGGAUCUGGCCGCCACAGGGCUUCGAGGAGUUCCUGGAGGAGGUUAGGAGCUUUUACCAAGUUGAUCUAGAAGCAGGUGAGCGAAAGAUGACAGAUGUCGAGAAGCAAGCUGAUGCGAUCGUCCAUGCGGUGCGCGUCCAGUCGUUGCAGUUGAGCUGCUCCAUUGGCAUGGGAAGCUGGGUGGGACCCUGGUGCGUCUACGUUCCCGUGCUUCCCAGGCUGAAGCGGUUGACGAAUCGCAAAGAUAGCGCAGAUGAUUUCAAAAUAGACAUGAAGACCGGCCGUAAGCUGUCACGCCCGAGUAGAGUACACGAUGCAGCCCUUGAGAAGCAGUUCACCCUGGGUUUCGCUUUCACUGGCGUGGCCUUGGAUGCUUUGAGUAGAGGCGACAACGGAGUUUGGCUUCCUCUUGCCCGAUACCAGGCUCGCAGGGAGCUCAACCUUGCGGACGUCGACCCGGGUGAGGAUCCACAAGCCAAGGAUCUUGUGGCUUUCAGCCAGGGUUUCGUGAAGUCUGACGCUGGCCAGGAGAUGGUUCAGGUUACUUCUCGAGCCGUGGGACAUGGUGAUGCCAGACAAAACAUCUGGAUUCUUCCUGUGUUCGUGGAUCACGAUCGCUCUUCGCAUGCCGAGCGGCAGGCUUUGCUGGUUUUACUCCAGGCUGCUCCGAUCGAUCCCGUGAGUGAAGGUGUGAAGAAAGGAGUGACUGGCCAGAUGCGGGUCUUCGCCAGCCAUACUCCUUGCAUUUCGUGUCUCUCUUCCAUGUGCCAAUUCACUAGAUGUUUCGAAGGCCGGCCGUG